CGCGGAGGCCUGACAAAGUUUGCGCAUUCCUAAGUGGAGUUACACAACAGGACUACACUUUACUUUCUGGGUGGGAACAGUUAGGCUUCGCGGUCCUGGUUGUUACAUAGACAUGGGGAACUGCUGCUCCAACUAUGCGGGCAUGUGGCGGGCCCUUCAACAGGGCAACUACUCCAUAAAGGAGAUCAACUACGGCGGGGCGGACGCCACGGUGCUCCGGAGAAACAUCGGGGUUACUGUCGUCAGUCUUCUGGACCAACACAACAUUCGGUACGUGUUUGACAUGGACCUAGUGGAGAAGGUACCGUUCACACUUGGUAACACGGCGUUACGCCCGGCGGUGCUGGGUGGACACUGUCCGGGCAUGUUGUCAAACGGAGUGGAGCACGUCAGACGGAAGGAGUUCGCCAUGGCGGUGAUCCAGAGGAGCCUGACCAACAGCCUGUUCUCCACGAUGGUGGAACAGCUCCACGCGCACACGUCGAUGUGGGCCACGGUCGGACACAACAUCUACGACUUCGAAGACCGCGUGAACCGGUUCUGUGCGGACGCGGUGUCGACGGUCAUCCUGGGCACCACGCUGCCGUACGAGUCUGUGCGCGCCUGGCAGAACGGACUACAUUCCCACAGGCCGCGGGUGCCGACUCUGGGCCGGUACCUAGCCAAAUCUCACGCACUGCGAGCCCUGCCCGUACUCCUCAGGAACAUCAGAAACGCGCCUGCCUAUGAGGAGAUAAUUCAUCUGGGAAAGACGUGCGGACUGACGGAGGAAGAGGCUACCCAUGAGAUCCUGUACACGAUCGUGGGCCACGCUCUGCCGCAGGUGCAGAACCCGCUCCUCGCCUGCCUUGCCGCCUAUGCCGCCAUGCCGGAUCUGGACAGACGGCAGAUGUGGGAGGAAAUGAACAAGGUCCUGCAUAAUGUGGGCACGUUCACGGAGGCCGUGCUGAGCUCCAUGACGUGCGUGGAGAGUUUUAUCCUGGAGGUGCUGAGGCUCCGGCCGCCGAUGGAGAUGUUCUUCGGCCGGGCGCGGAAGGACUUCAUCGUGAAGACACGCGACAGGGAGAUCUUUCAGGUGCACGAGGGUGAGGUGGUGUGCGGCAGUGCCUUCUGGGCCGGGCGGGAUCCCACGUCCUUCCGGGUCCCCAUCAUGUUCCGGCGGAACCGUUUCGCGUGUCCCGGCAGCGAGGCCCUCCGAGGCUCCCUGAUCUUCGGGCGGGGUCCGCUCACGUUCCUCCCGACCACCGAGAACCACCAGUGCCCCGGCCUGGAGCUCGCCAUGGGCGUCCUGAAACCGUCCAUGGCCUGGCUGCUGAUGUUCUGUAAGUGGAAGCUGACGGAAGAGCCGAAGUGGAGCGGGAAGAAACGGUCGCGUUGCGGCAAACCCGACAACCCCAUGGGCAUGGUCACGUUCAAGUACUACCCCACUGACGUUGCCAACUAUUACCCCCUUCCCGGUGUCACUCCGUCAAACGAAAAGGGCAAACCCGGCAAAGACAAUUCUCCUAACGUAUCAUCUUUUGUGUCAUCAAUUCUUUGAAACGUCAAGCUACAGAAUGUUCCCAUGGCUUAUAAGUGCCGCUAGGGUCAUGUAAAGAUUUCAGUGUUCCGAUCCCUCGUAGCAAUUUGUUAAUUUUCCUAUGAAUUUUUUCUCACAACACGUAUGUCAUGAGUAUAAGAAAAUACUUUCAACGUUUUUUCUUUAAAUGAAAGAGACUUUUAAACAUACACUUCUACCGGAGGUCCCGAACUAGUUGAAUAUGUUUGCUGCGCUACUUUCACUACAGUUUCUAAUCCUAUAAAUGACAAAAUAAAAUAAUCCAUUGAUCUAAGCAACUGAUUAGAAUCCGAUGUAAAGCACAGGAAACACAAUGACACAUUGACCUUGGAAUAAUAAAACGAUAAUGGUUCUAUUUUUGAAUGGCUUUGCAGUUUACAAAUCUGCACAUAGUAUUAACACUAAGCUGUAUUUUAUUAGGAGCUUUUAGCAAGGAUUACUUGUACGUGUUGCCUUAACCGUAAUCACAGUUAGAAUACUGGCAAGAUGUUAAUGUACAUUUGUCUGCCUGACCCGAUGAGUGUGGAACAUGUAUCUUUGAAUCUGUUUGGCAUGUUGAUUAUCCUUGCAUUUCUACCCUUCGUCAUUGUACAGCAUUAUUUGUUUAUCAAGAUUUGUAAAGGUAUAUGUAAUAUUUGUAUAUCAACAUAUGUAUGUACAUUGAAACUAUUGCUCUGUCGUGUAAACGUUUCAAGCUCAGGCGGGACGAGACCGUCUUGCUCUUAGCCAAGAUUCCACGAAAUACAAUGCAUAUAUGUAUAUCACAAAUGUGUGUACCUACCUUA
Messenger RNA from Branchiostoma floridae (Florida lancelet), 2343 nucleotides. RefSeq names its product fatty acid hydroperoxide lyase, chloroplastic-like. The record is from RefSeq and is a predicted model, not a curated record. NCBI's taxonomy places the organism in Eukaryota, Metazoa, Chordata, Leptocardii, Amphioxiformes, Branchiostomatidae. The transcript has 3 exons. The coding region runs from base 113 to 1540 and encodes 475 amino acids. Gene Ontology annotation, biological process: sterol metabolic process. Gene Ontology annotation, molecular function: iron ion binding; heme binding; oxidoreductase activity, acting on paired donors, with incorporation or reduction of molecular oxygen.